AUGCACGAUUCAACCCAAGUCGAUCGGCUGCGGAUCCAAACUCAGCUGCUCAAGCUGACCCGACACUACCAAGCCAAAUCACCGACGACCGCGGCGCUGAUCCCAGCUUCGCAGUUUCCGACCGACCGACAGCUGUCGUCCGAGGCUGCGCAGCAACAGCUCGUGCAGCUCUUGAUCGACGAACAAAACGAGCACGAUCCAAAUCAGGAAGCGGGUGUAUGGGAGAAAGUGUUCUGGAGGAGGAUCGUCAAAAGCAUCGAGGCGGGCUUCGCAGACAGGAGACGGGACGGCGACGGCGAACAGGUCGAUGACGAGGUCAGCAGCGCGUCAGUCGCCCUCGUUUCGGGUGAAUUUGACAGGAAUCAACUUCAUAGGAAGUGCACCCGAGCAUCCUGGAGGAGAGGGUCAAGCAUCUCUCGGCCUCGUCGACCUCAACUCCGAGCUCGAGAUCGAGAAGAUGGUGUUGGGGACCUCUGCUGCGUAGGGACAGAUGGAAAUCGGUCGUGACCCACGAAGAGGGCAGGAUGAUCAGUGCUGGUCAGUUCACCUAUCCUUCAUACAGCUGUGGUCCAGUGCUGAUCACCCUCAUUCACGGUUCUCGGCACUUUCAGGAACGACUGGACUGAGAACUUGGUAAGCUUGAGAGAGAGAGCGGAAACCGGCAGAGAGAAAAAGACCGAGGCUGACGUUACGGAACAAAAUCGUGUAGGAAAGCUUCAAUAGCGCUAUCGAAUCAUCUAAUCGCCUCUCCUACCCUCGUUUCAGGCGUCGCCGCUCCACCGACGGUCGUCGAGCUCGGCGCCGGCGUGGGGCUCGUCUCCCUCGUCGCUGCAUCGCUGCACUCAACGAUACGAGUCAUCUCGACGGACGUCAACCCUGAUGUGCUAGUCCAACUCGAGCAGAACGUUCGCAAUAGUGAGUCUUACUGAGAAAAUAUGGUGUGCCGCACCUCGUACGAAAAUCUUGAUCAAUGCUCGCAAUGGCAAUCGCAGACGGCCUGGACGAUCGGAUACGAGUCUCGUCACUGGACUGGGAAGACGUAAAUCCUUCUGAGCGAGUACCUACUGGCGUUUGGGCACCCGAAGAGUACGAGUCCCUCCUCAUCCUUGGCGCCGACAUUGUGAGUGAGAUCAGGCGCUGAACCACGUCGCCGUCGACGGUCAUUGUUGAGCAGGGCCCUGAACUCGUUGCACGUAGGUCUAUGAUCCGACAUUAGCGUCAUACUUGGCUGCCACACUCUCUGUGCUGCUUAGACCCGCCCCGGAGGACCUGCCGGUAAAAGCUACCACUUCGACAAGAACUGCGCUCAUCGCCGGAACAAUUCGCAACGAGUCUACCUGGGAGCAUUUCCUCUCCGAAUGCAGUAAGUAUUGUCUAUGUCGCUUUUGCCCCAAUUUGCAAAAAUUCUAACUCACCAAUAAUCCGCCUUCUGAUUUCCCACCGCAAAGCCUCUCGGUCGUUGCUGAUCGAGCCCGUUGACUUGCUGAUCCCGCCGGAGGACGGUGGCAUAGUGGGUACAGAAGGUUGGGAAGGCGAAGGCGAGGUCCGAUUGGUCAAAAUUGUAGCAAAGCCUUUGUAAGGAAGUGCCUUUUCCCAUCACUUUGUCUGUGCACAAGGUGCGCACCCAACUCCGCACCCGACUCCGCUCAAUCCGCUACAGGGAAAAGGACGCGGCAAAAGGUCGCCCAAAAUUGGCUCAAGACGGACGACGGUCAAGACUUCGAGAAGCUGUAAAUACGAUGCCCUACACGUUUCCCUCAAAGUCUGCGCCGACUUGCCGAAUCCUCCUACUAGCCCCGCCCGCUCAAAGUGGUCUUUUCCGAGUCGCAGGGCCUCUUAGCGCGACGACAGCACCUUCGCCGCCAGUCUCCUCACGCACUGGCGGACUCAGCAGAGCGGCAAUUCGGCGGUAGACGACCCUCAACGCGGGGCGGCCGUUCACGUCCCAUUCGAGACUGUCCGGAUUGUAAGAAGCCAACCAUGGCACCACAGGCUUAUCAAGCGGAUUGAUCGAGCAACAGUGUGGACGGCCGCCCCGCUGCGUCAGUCGAGAAUUCGCGUCGAAGUGUAAGGGGAUGCCUUACAAAAACAGCCCCAUAAGCGGCCGCGACACAUGUCCGCACAUGUGCGGACACUUGAUUAUAGGUCAAUACAUGACGAUAUCGUAUCUUUUCGAUGUCGUAGGACAAAUACCCCAUAAGUAGCCUCUGAGUAGCUAGAACUGUCGAGUUCUAGUUACGACUUGCUUUUAGCCUAGCGGUCAAGAACGACAGAUUGUAUUUUAUGCACAUCAGAGGCGCAUACCUUACACGAGGGUCCUCGGCCGCCGAAUCGUCACGAGAACUGCAGGCCAACAAAUCGAACCCUUCGAAAGAGAGGAUCGAGGGUGAGAACGACUGGUCCGCGGCUCGCAGAGGCAACGACACGCACACGAUGGAAAGAGAACUUAGAAUGAUAGCUACCAUAUGCAAUGCAGCAAGAACAAGACCGCAUCUACCCAUGCGAGACAAGUGUUCUUUCAAAACAAGUGGUACGGAUCCCGGCCGAGUGCCGCGGCGCGGACUUCUGGGACGGCUGCUGCAGAGCUGA
Molecule: messenger RNA, 2589 nt
Organism: Microbotryum saponariae
Lineage: Eukaryota; Fungi; Basidiomycota; Microbotryomycetes; Microbotryales; Microbotryaceae
Source: the annotation of a GenBank genome assembly